Molecule: messenger RNA, 10017 nt
Organism: Athene cunicularia (burrowing owl)
Lineage: Eukaryota; Metazoa; Chordata; Aves; Strigiformes; Strigidae
Gene: EEA1
Product: early endosome antigen 1
Exons: 30
Coding region: 56-4306 (1416 amino acids)
Biological process (GO): endocytosis
Cellular component (GO): early endosome
Molecular function (GO): metal ion binding; 1-phosphatidylinositol binding
Source: RefSeq, a predicted model, not a curated record
CUUGUGGGGUUGAAAGGAGAAUGUGUGCCUCUUCCUGGGCACAGGGUCUGCUUGCAUGGAACUGAUGGCGCAGUGGGAAAGAAAGACUCCGGGUAGAGGUGGAUCUCAGAGCUCGGAUUCGGAUUCAUCUGCCACACCAGGAAAUGCCGUGGACGUGAACAAUGAAGGCUCCUCCGAGGGCUUUAUUUGUCCUCUUUGUAUGAAGUCUCAUGGAUCAGCUGAGGAGCUAUUCAAGCACUAUGAAGCAGUUCAUAAUUCUGGCAUUGAUUCAACUCAUGGAGGGGAAGGUCAUCUGUCACCGGAAAGAGAUGAAGUAUCACUGCUCCGACAAGAAGUCCAAGAUUUGCAAGCUUCGCUGAAGGAGGAGAGAUGGUAUUCAGAAGAGCUGAAGAAGGAACUAGAGAAAUUGCAGGGGCAGCGGCAGCAAGAUUCUAAGUCUGAUGGAUUGACAACGACUACAUCUACAGAAUCAUUAGAACGGCAACUAGAAGAAAUCCAAGUAGAAAAUUUUAACAUUAAGCAAAUGAAAGACUUGUUUGAGCAAAAAGCUGCGCAACUGGCCACUGAAAUUGUGGAUCUUAAAUCAAAGUAUGAUGAAGAAAUCAGCCUUCGGGAAGGUGCAGAACAGAAAGUGACAAACCUGACACAAGAACUGCAGAAGGAGAGAAGUACAGUGGAAUACUUAAAGACAGAGCUGCUACAAAGGCCUGGUGUGGAAGAUGUGGCUGUCCUGAAAAAGGAGCUGGUUCAAGUUCAGACACUGAUGGACAAAAUGACACUGGAACGUGAGAGAGAAUCUGAGAAGCUGAAAGAUGAGUGCAAGCACUUGCAGGCGGAGCAGGCUAACUCAGAGACUCUUAAAUUUGAGGCUACCAUUAGCCAGUUAAGAGCUGAACUUGCCAAAGGACCUCAGGAGGUAGCUGUGUAUGUUCAGGAGCUGCAGAAACUUCAAAUUUCAGUUAAAGAGCUAGAACAGAAAAAACAGAGUCUGACUGAGAAGCUGCUGAAGAAAGAACAGGACUACACCCAGCUAGAAGAAAAACACAAUGAAGUAUCUGUGAGUAAGAAGAAUGUGCAGGCAAGCUACCAUCAGAAAGAACUGGACUGCCAGCAGCUUCAGGCAAAGUUGUCUGCAUCUGAAGCCUCGAUACAGAGAUUACAGACAGAGCUAGGUGAGAAGGGGGAAGCAAGCCAAAAACUUAAAGAAGAGCUGUCUGAAGUAGAGACGAAGUACCAGCAUCUCAAGGCGGAAUGUAAACAGCUCCAGCAGCAGAAGGAGGAAAAAGAGCAGCAUGGCCUGCAACUCCAAAGUGAGCUGAGUCAGUUGCACGGCAAACUUCUAGAAACAGAGCGGCAGCUAGGGGAAGCACAUGGGCGGCUCAAGGAGCAAAGGCAGCUGUCUAGUGAGAAGCUGAUGGACAAAGAGCAGCAGGUGGCUGAUCUGCAGUUAAAACUUUCUCGUGCUGAAGAGCAGCUAAAGGAAAAAGCAGCAAAUUCCACAGAAUUGCAACAUCAAUUAGAUAAGGCAAAACAGCAGCACCAGGAACAGCAGACACUUCAGCAAAAUACUACAGCAAAACUACGAGAAGCCCAGAAUGAUUUGGAGCAAGUACUACGACAAAUUGGAGAUAAGGACCAAAAAAUUCAAAAUCUUGAGGCUUUGCUUCAAAAAAGCAAGGAAAACAUUUCUCUGCUAGAAAAGGAAAGAGAGGAUUUAUAUGCAAAAAUUCAAGCUGGGGAAGGAGAAACUGCAGUACUUAACCAGCUACAAGAGAAAAACCAUGCACUGCAAAUACAGGUAACUCAGCUGACAGAGAAGCUGAAGAAUCAAUCAGAAAGUCAUAAACAAGCCCAAGAGAAUUUGCAUGAGCAAGUGCAGGAGCAAAAGGCACAUCUAAGAGCUGCUCAAGACCGUGUUCUUUCUCUGGAAGCAAACGUCACUGAACUAACCAGCCAGCUAAAUGAAAGCAAAGAAAAAGUAUCGCAACUUGAUGUACAGGUGAAAGCAAAGACUGAAUUACUACUUUCAGCAGAAGCAUCGAAAGCUGCUCAAAGAGCAGAUCUUCAGAAUCAUCUGGACACUGCCCAGCAUGCACUGCAAGAUAAGCAACAGGAGUUAAAUAAGGUCAGCAUUCAGUUGGAUCAGGUUACAGCUAAGCUGAAUGACAAGCAGGAAUACUGUGCUCAGUUGGAAGUCAGUCUUAAAGAGUACAAAGAGAAGCAUCUGUAUUUAGAACAGAAAACUGAAGAGCUAGAGGGACAGCUUAAGAAACUUGAAGCUGACAUUCUUGAUGCUAAAGCAAGCAAAGAACAAGCUCUUCAGGAGUUACAGCAGCAGCGACAACUAUCUACAGAAUUAGACCUCCGAACAGCAGAACUGAGUAAACAACUUGAAGCAGCAAGAGAAGCGAUGUCUAACGCAAAAUUGGAUUUGCAGAAGAAAUUUGAGGCCCUUGAACAAGCGAAACAGCAAAUUUCAAAGCAGGAGGAGGAAAAGGCCAGCCUCAAACAAAUCCUUGAGAAAUCAAAUCAAGAUGCAAGUAAACAACUCAAGGAAUUAGAUUGUAAAAUGCAAGUGGCAACAUCAGAGCUGCAACAAGUGAAAUUAGAGAAGGAUACUCUAUUAAAGGAUCUUGCAGCUACCAAAGACAAGCUCUCAAAAAGUUCUGAAUCCUUCAAAAAAAGAAAGGAGGAAUUAGAAAAAGAAAUACAAAAAGGAAAAGCAGCUGUGGCAGAAAUGGAAAAAUCUUGCCAAGAAGUAAAACACCAGCUCCAGGUACAAACAGAGUCUGUAGCAAAAGAGAGGAAUGAAUUGAAAAACUCACUGGAAAAAAAGGAGGGGAUUUCUAAGCAGUUGUCGAUAGAACUUGAUUCAGCACGAGCACAAGUACUGGAAAUUCAGGGUCUUCUGAAGGAGAAAGAAAAAAGCGAGCAACAUCUCCUGGGAAAGCUGAGAGAGUUAAAGGAAUCUUUUGAACAGAAGAAAAAACAUAGUGAGACAUUACAAGCUGAAUUAAAAACUGCCCUUUUGGAAAAGGCAGAACUGGAGAAUAAACUGCAACAGCAGUCUAUUUUGUCAGCACAGGAGCUUAAAGCAGAGAAAGUCAAGCUAGCAGACUUACAGAAGACCCAUGAAAAACAUAAGGAAAACGUGGAGAAGUUGCAGCUGGACCUUUAUGGGAAAGAGUCUGAGCUGCUGGCAACCAGGCAAGACCUUAAGUCCACAGAAGAAAAGCUUGCUCUAGCUCAAGAAGAAUUAAUUUCCAGCAGAAAUCGAAUUGCUAGCAAUAAUCAGCAGAUUCAGGAACUGAAAAAAGCAAAGUCUACACUGGAGCAGGAUGCAUCAAAGAAGGAGCAGCAGCUGGGCGAGAAGACUAAAAUGUUACAGGAUCUUCAGAAUGACAGGAUUUUGAAAGAAAAAGACUUGGCUAAUGAAAAAUGUAAAACAACAGAGCUCCAGGAAAUAAGGACUAGACUUGAAAAAGAAAGUGCCAAGCUGGGUGAAGAGCUUAGAGCCUGCAAGCAAGAAUUUGAGAAGGAGGUGGCAAAUCUCAAGGAUGCAAAACAGCUAUUGAUUCAACAGAAAUUAGAGCUGCAGGGCAAAAUAGAUAAUCUGAAUUCAGCUCUGGAACAUGAGAAGAACACCCAUCAAGCUGUCAGAGAUCAACUGAAAAAGAGAGAAGAAGAACUGAGGAAAGAAUGUGCUGAAAUUGAAGCUAAACUGCACACAGAGAAAAAAGAGAAAGAAGAAGAAUACCGGAAACAUGAGGAAAAGGAGACCAAGCUUACCAUGCAGGUCACAGCUCUGAAUGAAAACCUGGCUACCAUGAAGAAAGAGUGGCAAAGUAGUCAGAGGCGAGUGAGCGAGCUGGAGAAACAGACAGAUGAUUUAAGAGGGGACAUUGCUGUCUUGGAAGCAACAGUGCAGAAUAAUCAGGAUGAGAGAAGAGCGUUGCUGGAGAGGUGUAUAAAAAGUGAGGGAGAAAUUGAAAAGCUUCAAGCCAAACUUGUAGAAAUGAAGAAAAAGCUGGACAACACUACUGCUGCAAUGCAGGAACUUGGCCGAGAAAACCAGUCAUUACAGAUCAAACACACCCAAGCUCUCAACAGGAAGUGGGCAGAAGACAAUGAGGUACAGAAUUGUAUGGCCUGUGGAAAAGGCUUUUCGGUGACAGUGAGAAGGCAUCACUGUAGACAGUGUGGAAAUAUCUUUUGUGCCGAGUGCUCAGCAAAGAAUGCCUUAACUCCUUCUUCUAAGAAGCCUGUCCGAGUCUGUGAUACUUGCUUUAAUGACUUGCAAGGAUAACUGGCUAUCGUGAGUGACAAAGAAAUGUUACACUAAAAUUUAUAAUUUCUGUUGUUGCACUUCAUUCAGCACUCAGACUACUAUUCAGUUUGGACAAUGAUUGUAACACUUGGUAAAAUUUAGUAUAUUUUAAAUUGUUUAUUGAUACCAAGUAAAACUAUUGUAUUUUUUGUGAGACAUGAGCUCAGAUCAUCCUUAGCUUACUGCCAUUUAUCCUGGAAGGAGCUUCUAUGUCUAGAUUAGAAAUACCCAGUUAUUUGUAAAUAAAGUUUAAACAGAGGAGUAACAAUGUAUUUUUUUAUCUUUAAUUUUUUUGUUCAAGAGAAACAGCGUUUGUGAUAUUGCAGUUUAUUCUUGUUUCCUUCAAAGAAAAAGGAAGACACAAAAACUUGUGAGGAUUUUAUGUAUCAAAUGUUGCUCUAAAAGCAUAACUAAGUGUUGCAUUUGAUUGCAUAUCCGAUGUUCUUUAUAACCCCUUGUGAUUUUGUUCUCUUUCUAUCUCUCUGGUUCUUGGACUUCUCUCUCUAUAAGGUUUGAACUCCACAGUGAGGGUAAUGGCUGGACUCAACUCCAAUUUGGUUUUAUUUGCCCACUUAGAACUUGUAGUAUCAGCAUCUGAGUCCUUAUCCAAAUACAGCGCUUGGAUACUGGAACAUCCAUACACAUACUGUAUUGCGUAGUUUGUGUGUGUGUGUGUGUGUGUGUGUGAGAGAGUAUGUGUGAACAAAUGAUGAAACAAAGUUUAGCUGACAUUGUAGGUAUAUUACACGAUACAGUACAAUAUUCCAUCCUGUAUUGAUUGAUUUCACUUUGACAUAUUUGGUAGAUGAAUUUUAAUAUUCCAAAACCCCUUAUGUGUGGGUUUUUAAAAGCAAACACACAAUACUGGUAGUAGCCUGUAGUGCAUCUCUCCCCCUGCCCUUACCCUGGAAGCCCUGAAGGUCCUUGUGCUUCUAAAACGUCUAGACCUUCCGUGCUAGGUAUCCUACUAAGAAAAAGUCUUUCUGAGACUGCUGCAGUUUAUCUGACCUUUUCUUGUGUCUCUUCCCUCAGCUUUUGAUGGAAGAAUCUGAAUUCCUGAUACACCUAAUAAGCUUAUUUUCCAUUGCUCUAUCUGCCUGCCAGUACCAGUGGGGUCUUAGAUGUUAUAUGAUUUAAUCCGCUCAGAACAGUGGUGUGACUCUCCUGCUACUAGGUUAGUUAUAAGCCAGACAGCUCUAAAUAAGAAGCCAAUAUAUACAUCUUUAGAUAUUUAUUCAUAUUUGCUGUUCUAGCAACAGAGCUUUCUUGUAGAGUUCAUAUAGGCUCCAGGCUUCUUUUUUGAUGUGAUUUUUAUUUACACCUGUUCAUUUUUGCCUGCCCGUCUCUAACUUUUCUUCCCUUUGUAUCUGGUAUUUCAAAACAGCUAGGGUUAUUUCUUCUGAGUAGGGGCUAUUCCUUCUGAUAUUUAGGGACCCUUUGUCUUAAAUACCCUCAAGUUCCCCACACCCCAGGGCCUUCUGUGUCUUCCAUAGUUGUGCCAGCUGUUCAGAGAAAAGGACUGUGUCCUCAAUUCCUCUACUACUUGCUUGAGGUAAGGAAAAUCCUGUUACAAUGAUGGAAGCUUAGAUAUCAUAAGGCAGGUUCGUUUGCUUUUAUCCAUUGACAGCUCUGUAUGUGAAUGAAGAAGAUUUUAUUUUAUGAAAAAUGUCUAGUCCUAAUUAACUCUCAGGUGAAAAAACUUCUUAAUCCCUCCUCUCCAGAAGUAGUGAUCUAUCUGUUUCAUAUCCCUUCUUAGCUUACCUGUCUAAUUCUACAUUUGCAGCCUCAAGGAGUCUUCUGCUAGGAGUUUUCUUAAAAUUAAAUUCUUAUUUCCCAAAAGCCAGUCAAAUUAUGUAACUGGUUCUCCUCAGUGUAAAAGGGUUUGGGAUACAACCAUAGUUUAUGUGAAAUAUUACCUGCUUUUCUGGUCUGAACUUGAGAGUUGCUUGCUCGAAAGAAACAAUUGCUGCAACGAUUCCAUAUGAACAGAGCCUCUGCACUCACUGUUUUUUCUCAUUCUCAUGGCAUAAGAAUCUUUUGAAUAGAAAGAUACAAGCAGAAUCUCUGCUUCUUGGAAUUUUAAAAAUUAUUUAUUUAUUGAGAGAAUCCAAAGAGUUUGCUUUUGAGUCUUUGUCUGACAUGUGACUUAGGAAAUGUGGGAUAAGUAAAGAUGUGACAGUUGUGUUCCAGCCUAGAUGCACUCUGCCCUGCUGUGUAAUACAUGGAGCCUUGUGCUGCACUCAGACUGAAGGACAACCACGUGGAGCAGAAGGGAUUUUGCGAGGGAAGACGAGCUUCCUGCAACCACACAAGGGCAAAAUGCAUGAGGCAGAGGGAGGUGGAAGUGUUUCAGGGGGAGCUAGGAAAAUGAUCGAGAGAGUCACUUGUGUUCAGGCAUUUUGUUUUUGAAUGGCAACCUGUGAAAGCUGAGGAGAGGGUUCUGCAGUAAAGAGGAAGUGGUAGAAGCUCUAGUAGGGUUCUUAAUUCAGCCUUUUGGGAUGCCUUUGUGUAAAGACAAGCAGAGUCACCUCACUCAGCUGGCUACUGAAGCAGGGAGGUUGGUUGACUGCAGAUCAGACCUCGGUCUGGAGCUCCUGAGCUUUGGGAGCAAAAUCAGCUCCGUUUCUGAAGGGUUUUUUUGCUGACCAGGUUUAUGUGACCAACUUUUUUUAGAGGAUGGAAAUGCUUUUCAAACACACAUUUGUAGAAAGAGGGAUUGUUGAAAUCUGGAGGAACAGUGAUGGGGUAGAAACAUUCAUUCUUGAGCUUUGAGUAUGCAGCAAUAGCAUUUCUACAGCUUUUCACUGGAGUAAAUUUAUGACUCCAUUUCUAGAUCUUAUUCUCCUUCUUUUGUGAUUAUGAUUCUUAGUGGAGGUCUGUAUUUGUUGACAAGUUGAUGGUAUACUAGAUCGUAUAAUGCUGCCAGGUUGGAAGCUCAAGCUCAGUAAAAUUAUUUGUGAGAUACAUAAUAAGGGAAACUGGAAGGUGAAAAGCUUUGUAUUUAUAUAUCUGCUUGCAGAGUCUGACUGUUUUGAUGGACAUAUUUCAGUAAGAAUGUGGGGGUUUUGUUGCACCUGCUUUAAAAUACAAGUAAUAGGAAAACCUAGUAAAAAGCCUAUUAACUUUUACCACACUGAGUUGAAGGGUUCCAGACAAAAUAAUUUAAUGCACUGAGUUCUCAGACUGCAAACAAAGGAACAGAGGGAAAAAACUAAUAAAAUGGCAGAAGAGGAACUGGAGGAUGCACAGUGAUGUAACAGCCUCUGGCAAGAACCAGAUUGCUUGAUCCACUGAAGAGAGGCUGUUAUAGAACAAGAGGUGGAAAUAAUGGUAAAACCAGCGCUUGAACCUGUUAGGUGUGUGGAAUCCUCAGCUGUCUUUGAUUACUAGCCAUUACCAUGGGACAGUGAAGUGUGGGGUUUGUUCCUGACACUGUCCCCUCUGCAGGACAGUCCAUCCACUUCCAGAAUUGCUGGGAGAGCGGAAUAUAAGAGACCAGCUGCUAUGUGGGUUGAGGCAAGCUACAGAGGCAAUCAGGAAAACAUACAGGAUAGUCUUAAGGGUGGGGAGAGGUUCUUUAACUUCCUGGAGACAUCACCUCUCUUCUCAAAGAGCCACAAUCCCUUGUGUUGUUGCCUCCAAAAUGCCAAAUCCUACUGUUCUACUCCAGCCUCAUGUCAGCAAUAAAUACUUCAUACUGCCAUCCUGCCACCCCUCUGGAGGCAGAUAGCAUUGCAGAGGUCAGCAACAGGCUUUUGAUCUUAGCUGGCUGUGCUUCACUGUUAUUAAUUUCUUUUCCCCAUGUGUUCCUUCCCUCCAGUAAUCUUCCCCUUUCUACAAAGGUUGAACAAAGAGGAUAAAAUUAAUGAGUCACAGUAGGAAGAGUUGCUGUUUGCAGAUGAAGAGACAAAAGGGAAUUCUCUGCUGCAGCUUCCAACAGAGGCAGGAGGUUUAGAGGGAUCUCAUUUUUCAGCUGGCUUCACUGUCUGGCACAAGAGUCCAAGGCUCUAGGGUACAGUGUGGGUUUUUCCCUCUGGUUUAGGAAGGUGUCAAAUAACCAAGUUGCCAUGGAGUGUGAAGUGCUAGGUACAGAAGAACAAUGAAUAACUAUUUUUGUUGUGUUUGGGACAAUUAGGAUUAUUUGUGAAUCCUCACUGGAAAAGCUUUCUUAGUGAAGCAAGAAGGGAUUUGGGAACAGAAACACGAAGUAACCUUGCUCUCUUUGUUUUACAUUAGCAAGAGCAAUUGAGUCUCUUAUGCUAGAUGUAAGAGAUGUGACAUUCCUAAAGAAGGGACCUAGAAAAAUUCAAGUAUUUUCUGGAUUGGUAAACGUCAGUUAAACAUGAAGUGGGAAUAAAUGCUUGUUGCAAAACUUAUAAAAAAAAAUAUGACCAGUAAUCAGUGGCAGACAGAAAACUGCUGGAGUUUAAGUUCAAACAGAGUAUAAACUAUGCCACGAAGAAUGAUACCGUGGUUUGAGUAUGUUGAAACUGGUAAAUUGUUCCUUCAAGUACCAAUCCUUCCCCUCUGAUAUUUGUGGAGGACUAGGAAACAACACUGUCAUUUGCACUACGCACUUUUUGCUGUCUAACUGAAUAUAAUCUACAGGAGAUGGAAUGGCAUAACUUGCACUGUGUGUUAGCUGUAAUCAGUGGACAGAAGGUUUAUCUUCAGCUGGACUUUUCACUGUAUUACAUUUGGCCCCUUGCUAUGUAAGGACAAUUGCACUCGUAUUUCCUUUGUACCAAAAAUGCAAUCAUCAUCUGAGAGCACAUGUAACAACAGAAACCAUGUAGUCACACACAUGUUGUCUUUGUAGAGCUUCAUUUUAAGAUUAUAAAAUGAAAAAACAUGAAUUUUAUGUAUUUUCAGCGGUCUUGUCAUUUGUUCAAUUCUUAAUUUUUGGUCUUGACCUCAGCAUCACUUCUAGGAUUAGUUUAAGGUUAUUGUCCAACCACAGCCUCUCCAAAAGCACUAAAUGGUGUACUUCUGAAAAACAGCAAUAAUUGGAUAGUAUAUUCUUGCCACAAUGUCUCAGUUUUGGGGGUAUUUUUUUUUGUUUAAGUGACACUGAAUAAGGGACACUGAAUAAAGAAGUUUGCAUCUUUAGAAAGAACAUAAGAUGCCACUUAAGAUCACAAUAAUGAGGAGGAUAGAUACUAGUCAAUUAAUAAAUUCUGCCUUUUGUCUGUAGCUCACCACAUACUAUGCACUCACUGUGCAGCAGAUACAGGAGUAUCUGCUCAUUUGAAGGUUACUGAAGCCCUGAUAACCGUUUUGGAUCAACGUUACUAUGAAAGCAGAAGCCUGGUAGGCGUGUUUUCCAAUUUUUCCUCCACCUGUGACCUAAACUAAAACCAAAUUAAUCUGUAUUUCCUGCCUUUUUUGGGUAGAGAGAGUUGGGAAAGAGUGUUCAUUGUUAUAUGUCAACAGGCCAGUGCUGGCAGGUCCAGGCUCCUGCUGUUGGCUUUAUGGCAAAGUACUUCGUUGUAUCACGCUAAAGCUUGAUUCCUGGUGCAAAAGGGAUGUUUGAAAGAAUGUCUCGCUGGGUUAGCAAAUACCAGAACUUUUUAUAUUAAUGUGUCCAAAAUGCUGCUUGUAUAGGAUUUGUCACUUUUGUAAGAAAAAAGAAAAAAAAAAAAAAAAAAAAUCACACAAAUACCAUAAACCCCCACUAUUUGAUGCUGUUA